Messenger RNA from Bradysia coprophila, 741 nucleotides. RefSeq names its product ribosomal protein L9 (gene RpL9). Gene Ontology annotation, biological process: cytoplasmic translation. Lineage: Eukaryota; Metazoa; Arthropoda; Insecta; Diptera; Sciaridae. Gene Ontology annotation, cellular component: cytosolic large ribosomal subunit; ribosome. The record is from RefSeq and is a predicted model, not a curated record. Gene Ontology annotation, molecular function: structural constituent of ribosome; rRNA binding.
CAGAUUUAUUUUCAAAUACCUUGAUACCGCCGAUACCAUACCAAUUUAAUUUCGGCAACACUGCUUACUAAAAAUUUGACAGUUUGACAGCCAUUCCCUAGAAUAACUCUUUCCGGUUCGGUACCAAUAACGUUGGAACCAUGAAGACCAUUAACUCAAACCAAUGCGUUAAGAUUCCAAAAGGCAUCGAGGCUACAGUAAAGUCGCGAGUCGUGACAAUAAAAGGGCCCCGUGGAGUUCUCAAGCGAAACUUCAAACAUUUAGCCGUCGACAUUCACAUGGUCAACAAGAAGACUUUGAAGGUUGAAAAAUGGUUCGGCAAAAAGAAACAGUUGGCUGCCGUUCGCACAGUGUGCUCACACAUUGAAAACAUGAUUCGGGGAGUCACAAAAGGAUUUUUGUACAAAAUGCGUGCUGUAUAUGCCCAUUUCCCCAUCAAUUGUGUCACCUCCGAGAGUAACACCGUCAUCGAAAUCCGUAAUUUCUUGGGCGAGAAAUACAUUCGGCGAGUAGUGAUGGCACCUGGUGUGACCGUUGUCAACUCGACCAAGCAAAAGGACGAACUGAUCAUCGAAGGCAACGACAUUGAAGCCGUAUCGGGAUCAGCAGCCCUUAUUCAACAGUCAACGACAGUCAAGAACAAGGAUAUCCGUAAAUUCUUGGACGGUCUCUAUGUGUCCGAAAAGACAUCUGUUGUACAAGAUGAAUAAGAAAAUUGAAGAUUAAAAUUUUGGAAAGAGA